GUAACAUCCAGCAGCGCAUGUCGUAAUAGAAUAGCUCCACAGAUUUUGCAGAGAAAUACGAUUGAAUUAAAAUUGUAUUGAAAUGGCACAGAGCAGACUAGAGAAAAUUGGCACCAUAUUCACCAGAGUGCAAGGCCUAUUGCGCGGCGGUGCGAUGAAACCGGAAGACAAACCGCUCUGGUAUGAAGUUUAUGCUGCCUUUCCACCCAAGGCAGAACCUCGUUUCGAUCGACCCGCACCCGAUAUACCUAUACGCAAUAUAUUCUAUGCAGAAGAUGUAGUGCGAGCGAAAUACCACAAGGAACGUACGCACAACGAGACCAUCAAUUUGUUUGAUCAUAAACGCAGCACGCAAUCGCAGCAAUUUAUUCAAAUCUACGAGGAUCUGAAAACGCAAGGAGCACUUGAUGACCAGCGCAUAUACGAAACGGCGUUGGACUUGCUAGCGGAACAGCGACAGCAGUCGCGCCCAGAAUCCGCAUCAGAGAACUUUGCACCAAUUGAUGAAGUUGAGGUGGUGGAGCCAAAGACGACACUGCUCAGUGAUUUCCAGGAGGCUGGAGGAAGAGAAAAGGCAGCAUCUGGAACCCCGAAAAAAGAUGCAGGCAGUGGCAUUAACAUAGACAGUUUAUUCAAGGAUUAGUCAUUAUUGUACUUUUAUGAGCUUAAAUAUAGACACAAGUGUUACAGUUUA
Scaptodrosophila lebanonensis is the source of this 694-nucleotide messenger RNA. It is a transcript of the gene mRpS23, whose product is annotated as probable 28S ribosomal protein S23, mitochondrial. Gene Ontology annotation, biological process: translation. Lineage: Eukaryota; Metazoa; Arthropoda; Insecta; Diptera; Drosophilidae. Gene Ontology annotation, cellular component: mitochondrion; ribosome. The record is from RefSeq and is a predicted model, not a curated record. Gene Ontology annotation, molecular function: structural constituent of ribosome. The transcript has 3 exons. Bases 83 to 643 code for a protein of 186 amino acids.